GAUAGCGCCACAAAGUGAGUGGCGUUUUACAACAUUGCUUCCGUAAACAAUAAUUUUUCAAUUGAACAAAACAAUAACUAACAAAAUGAGCGGCGAGAAGGCCGAAAAGGCCAAGAUCAGUGCCCAAAUAAAGCACGUGCCGAAGGACGCGCAGGUGAUCAUGUCCAUUCUGAAGGAGCUGAACAUCCAGGAGUACGAGCCGCGCGUGGUCAACCAGAUGCUGGAGUUCACCUUCCGCUACGUCACCUGCAUUCUGGACGACGCCAAGGUGUAUGCGAACCAUGCGCGCAAGAAGACCAUCGACAUGGACGACGUGCGCUUGGCCACCGAGAUGACGCUGGACAAGAGCUUCACCGGUCCGCCGGCCCGUCAUGUGUUGGCCAAGGUGGCCGACGUGCGUAACGCCAUGCCCCUGCCGCCCAUCAAGCCGCACUGCGGUCUGCGCCUGCCCCCCGAUCGCUACUGCCUCACCGGGGUCAACUACAAGCUGCGGGCCACAAAUCAGCCCAAGAAGAUGACCAAGUCGGCGGUGGAGGGACGUCCCCUGAAGACCGUCGUCAAGCCGGUCUCCAGUGCCAAUGGGCCGAAGAGAGCCCACUCGGUGGUGUCUAAGCAGCAGGUGGUGACCAUUCCCAAGCCCGUCAUCAAGUUCACCACAACGACCACCACGAAAACGGUGGCCAGCUCCAGCGGAUCGGGUGGCGGAGGAGGUCUGGAGGUGAAGAGCGAGCCCAGCGGCGUCGGGGGAGGAGACCUCAAAAUGGAGGUGGACAGCGAUGCGGCGGCCGUGGGCAGCAUCGCCAGCGGAUCGGGAUCAGGAGCGGGAAAUGCCAGCGGGGCAUCCUCCUCCGGCGUGGGAGUGGCCGUCAAGCGGGAGCGCGAGGAGGAGGAGUUUGAGUUUGUGGCCAACUAGCAAAUCGAACAGAGUAACCUAAAAUAUAUUUUCAAAUUCAGACCUAAA
Drosophila takahashii is the source of this 961-nucleotide messenger RNA. It is a transcript of the gene Taf9, whose product is annotated as TBP-associated factor 9. Gene Ontology annotation, biological process: DNA-templated transcription initiation; RNA polymerase II preinitiation complex assembly. Gene Ontology annotation, molecular function: transcription coactivator activity; RNA polymerase II general transcription initiation factor activity; protein heterodimerization activity. NCBI's taxonomy places the organism in Eukaryota, Metazoa, Arthropoda, Insecta, Diptera, Drosophilidae. The record is from RefSeq and is a predicted model, not a curated record. Gene Ontology annotation, cellular component: SAGA complex; transcription factor TFIID complex.